Messenger RNA from Cyclopterus lumpus (lumpfish), 3990 nucleotides. Its product is annotated as glutamate decarboxylase 1-like. Gene Ontology annotation, biological process: GABA biosynthetic process. Gene Ontology annotation, cellular component: cytoplasm; presynaptic active zone. Bases 312 to 2063 code for a protein of 583 amino acids. The record is from RefSeq and is a predicted model, not a curated record. The transcript is spliced from 17 exons. NCBI's taxonomy places the organism in Eukaryota, Metazoa, Chordata, Actinopteri, Perciformes, Cyclopteridae. Gene Ontology annotation, molecular function: glutamate decarboxylase activity; pyridoxal phosphate binding.
GGGAAGCUUCAUUAGUCGUCAGAGGGAGGCAAGGCUGUGACUCACGCUUGCGUGAAGAGACCAAUGGGCAGCCGGAGAUAUAAAUAACGAAUAAAAGAUAUUCUUCAGGGAGAAAAGGGUCACUUGCGCGCCGCUGGAUGGGAUUGUAUUAGUGCGCUCUGUUGGUACUCCGCCAUCACUGUGGACUGUUGCGUGUCGUGCCUUUGGGUGCUAAUUGUAACAUCUAGUUGUAGUUUCUCUGGACUCGGCAACCUGUGCGCCCGUGAGCUGCUGAAUUACUUCCCAACUGGAGAUCAGAUAACAGAGGACUGAUGGCCGCGUCUGAACCGAGAGCCUCUGGCGGGGACCAGGACCCCAACUCCGCCAAUUUAAGACCUCCAUCCACAACCAACGAAUAUGCGUGGAUGCACGGAUGCACACGGAAACUGGGGAUGAAGAUCUGUGGGUUCCUGCAGAAGAACAACAGCCUGGAGGAGAAAGGGAGGCUCUCGGGCCAGAAGAACCUGCUCUCGUGCGACAACAGCGACAGGGACGCGCGCUUCCGCCUCACGGAGACCGACUUCUCCAACCUGUUCGCCAGAGACCUCCUACCAGCCAAAAAUGGAGAGGAGCCCACCAUCCAGUUUUUGCUGGAGAUAGUUGACAUCCUCACCACUUACGUCAAGAAGACUUUCGACCGCUCCACCAAGGUGCUGGACUUCCACCACCCUCACCAGCUCCUGGAGGGCAUGGAGGGCUUCAACUUGGAGCUGUCCGACCAGCCCGAAUCCCUGGAGCAGAUCCUGGUGGACUGCAGGGACACGCUCAAAUAUGGCGUCCGGACAGGUCACCCUCGAUUCUUCAACCAGUUGUCUUCUGGUCUGGACAUCAUCGGUCUGGCCGGGGAGUGGCUCACCUCCACUGCUAACACCAACAUGUUCACCUAUGAGAUCGCUCCAGUGUUCGUGUUGAUGGAGCAGCUGACUCUGAAGAAGAUGAGAGAGAUGAUUGGUUGGCCCAAUGGAGAGGGAGACGGACUCUUUUCACCAGGGGGCGCUAUUUCCAACAUGUACAGUGUAAUGAUCGCACGGUACAAGUAUUUCCCCGAGGUCAAGACCAAGGGCAUGUCUGCUGCUCCUCGCCUUGUCCUCUUCACGUCUGAACACAGUCACUACUCAAUAAAGAAGGCUGGAGCUGCUCUGGGUUUUGGCAGUGAGAAUGUGAUCCUGCUGAGCACAGACGAGAGGGGGAGAGUCAUUCCUGCCGAUCUGGAGGCCAAGAUCCUCGAUGCUAAACAGAAGGGCUAUGUGCCGUUGUUUGUGAAUGCCACCGCCGGUUCGACCGUGUACGGAGCAUUCGACCCCAUCAACGAGAUCGCUGACAUCUGUGAGAAGUACAACUUGUGGCUCCAUGUCGACGGGGCGUGGGGUGGUGGACUCCUGAUGUCCAGGAAGCAUCGCCACAAGCUCAAUGGAGUUGAGAGGGCCAACUCGGUCACAUGGAACCCGCACAAGAUGAUGGGCGUGCCUCUGCAGUGCUCUGCAAUCCUGGUCAGAGAGAAGGGAAUCCUGGGAGGCUGUAACUCCAUGUGUGCCGGCUACCUGUUCCAACCAGACAAACAGUACGACGUCAACUACGACACGGGGGACAAAGCGAUCCAGUGUGGCAGGCACGUCGACAUCUUUAAGUUCUGGCUCAUGUGGAAGGCCAAGGGCACCAUUGGGUUUGAGCAGCACAUUGACAGGUGUUUGGACCUGUCUCAGUACCUCUACAACAAGAUCAAGAACAGGGAGGGAUAUCAGAUGGUGUUUGAUGGAGUGCCCCAGCACACCAAUGUUUGCUUCUGGUACAUCCCGCCCAGCCUGAGAGGCAUGCCUGACGGUGAAGAGCGGCGAGAAAAGCUCCAUAGGGUGGCACCAAAGAUUAAGGCCAUGAUGAUGGAGUCGGGGACCACCAUGGUGGGCUACCAGCCUCAGGGCAAAAACGUCAACUUCUUCCGUAUGGUCGUCUCCAACCUGGCGGCCACCCAGUCCGACAUCGACUUCCUCAUCGAUGAGAUUGAGAGGCUGGGUCAAGACCUGUAGACCUCUCAGCCAUCGCUGCUUCAGUGGCCAGAGGGCAAAAGCUGUUGUAGUUCCAAGGAAAACGCCACUGGGGUGAAACAUUCACAGCGCUGCAGACAGAAUAAUGAUGAGACAUGAUUUAGGUUCUUUCUAUCCAGUCUUUCUUUGUCUGAAGCGUCCAGACUGUUUCUCCAAGCGAUGACAAGUUUGCUAUGAGAGAGACUUUGAGUGUCUUACUUGCUCGUCCCACAUAGUUCCUCCUCUAGAAAAAAUAUAUAUAAAAGUACUAAGUAUCUGAAGGCUCCAGGUACAACAAACAUGCUCUUGUGUAUGUGUGUGCUGUGGAAUAUUGUAAUGUGUGUGUGUGUGUGUGUGUGUGUGUGUGUGUGUGUGUGUGUGUGUGUGUGUGUGCGUGUGUGUGUGUGUGUGUGUAAAAUCAAGUUAGUUGUCCAAUCUAGUUAGCCUUUUAACGUCUGUAUAUGUGUGCCUGAGUGUGUGUGUGUGUGUGUGUGUGUGUGUGUGUGUGUGUGUGUUUGGUCAAACACUGAAAGGCAGAAAAGCACAGAUGAAAAUAUAACAAACUAUCAUAAAACUAUUCCGCUGUAUCAUACAUUUGCUACGCAAAAUGUAAUCAUUGGUGCUUUCAGCUGUGCAUAUAUUUACCAAACUAAACCAGUGUCCGUGCCCCUGAAGCAGUGUGUGUGUGUUUGUGUGUGUGUGUGUGUGUGUGUGUGUGCAUGCGUGUGUGUGCAAGUGUGCGCGUGGCACAUUUGAGUGUAUCCUGUCAUGUAUUUUAAGCUAGCAUUGUGUUGAAAAUAAGCUUAUUAUGACCUAAUGUGCACACCAUGGUACCAAACGUGUUAAGCUGAGAGGUUUUAGAUAACCUCCAGCAGCUGAUAUAUACAGUCUGCUAUAUUUUCCUCCGUAGAAGUUUAAGAUUUAAAAUGUCCACCGCUCUCCCAAGUCUGUGGCAACUUUUAACUUGUAAAACGCUGGCUCGUUGUCUGUUUCAUGCAAUCAUGUGAUACCCAUGUGUGUUUAUAGCAUUGUGAAAAUAUUAAUAUUUAAUUAUAUAAGAACUCAUAUUUAUUGCAUUUCCACUGUUUGCAGAUUCAGGUAUUUUAUUGUAAAUGUAUCUUUGUGUGUAUUACACGGUAAUGCACUUGUAAAUGUAAUUACAGGAACUAGAGUAAAGUUUAUUUAUAGUGAUUUUGUGAGCCAAAGAAAGCAAAUCGGGAACAGAGCAAUCCAUUGUCCUUCAUAUAGAACUUCUUAUUGAUUAUAGGUGUUUGUAAAAGGUUACCUACUGUAUUAUUGAACCUUGACUGCGAUGCAAUUUCUAUAGUGUGUUUCUUUCUGUGAUUGUGAGUCUUUUUGACCGAAUGUUUUGAGAUAACUGACGGGCCUUCUGAUGAGAUUAAGAAUGAAGUCGAUAUAAUCCUCUGGCAGUUGUGCCAGUCUUUUAUUUUUGAGAAUAGCACAAGGAUGUGAGAAUGUACUGUCCUCUUGAGACUGGGAAGAAAGUAGUGUUGUAUCUGUCUGAAUCCUAAUGCAUUUACUGUAAUAUAGUAUAUAUUAAUUGUAAUACAUAUUACCUGUAUUCUCAGUGUCAUGGGAACUCAAUGGAAUAUCUUGUAUGAAGAGUUCCUGUUUGUGUCUUUGCACAAUGUUCACCUUUAUUUUUUCCAUUAUAAAUGGAUGUGUACUAUGGCAGUAUUCUAUAAGACUUACGUUAACAAAGUAUUUAUGGUAACUAGGGACCAUAUGUGAAUGGCACAAUUGCAAAAAACAUAUUUAAGGUAAUCUGUGUGCUGUAUGUGGCCAACGACUCCUGUGUGUGACCAAUCUGGUUAUUUGAAUAAGCCAGCUGUAAGGGAACGUUUCCCAGGGGGCACUUUACAGAAUCAUACCAUCUCAAAAAAUAUCUUUAAUAAAGUCUAUUAAAGGG